AUGUCCGACCCUCAGCCGCUCAACGUUGCCAGCACCAUGCCAGACGAAUCAGUGAUCAGGCAACGAAAUAUAGCUGAAGGGACUCAUGAUACAUCUACUCUCCUUGCAAACUCAUCUCAUGAUUCAAACGAUAUAAGCACAUCUUCCCCGCCUCAGGAGGUGGAGGUUGCGGCGACCGCCUUGCCCGAACCCUCGAAAGAACUUCCCUUGACGGCAGCACCACCUCAAGUAAUCCCCACUGUGGGCCAGCAACCGAACUUUGGCAUCGUGGGGUGGAUGUUCAGUCCCUAUCGACCUACCAACCCAAACAUCUUUCACACCAUCACCUCCAUCCUUCUAUAUCCCACCAUCUUCGAAGACUUAUACAGGAGUGCCCUCAAAUCAGACAUCGUAGGCAUUCUAAGAAUUCUCACCUCUACCGCAUCAAUAUGGGAGUUGUACCUCACAUCCGCAAUAUAUAGCAUCUUGUCAGUCCUUCGAUAA
Messenger RNA from Cantharellus anzutake, 483 nucleotides. RefSeq lists its product as uncharacterized. NCBI's taxonomy places the organism in Eukaryota, Fungi, Basidiomycota, Agaricomycetes, Cantharellales, Hydnaceae. The transcript has 2 exons. The record is from RefSeq and is a predicted model, not a curated record. Bases 1 to 483 code for a protein of 160 amino acids.